CGAUUACCGCGGAGAUGUUUCUGUACGGAGUCGGACUGAUAAAAAAAAGCCCACCAGCGGCUAAUGGGGGACCGCAAUUAAGGUUGCACCCAGUGAAAUCUCUCCUUUUCCCAACUCAGCGUGGAGAAAGCAGUGGCGUCCCAGUGUAUCAGCCACAGACACGUUACAAUGGCAGAAGGAGACCAUCCGAGCAAUGAAAAUGGCAAAGUGGAAGCUGGACCUGAAGAUUCUGACAGAGGUGUAGCUGCUAUUAAAGCCCAAUAUUUAACUACCAAGGAGAAAUUUCAUGGUUUUAUUGAUUCGGCCAAUAAAGAAGACACAGAAGUGACGGUUUCUUCUGAGCAGAGCAGCGAUGCUGGUGAGAAUAGUGAUGUCUCAACAGAACCUCAAGCGAAAAGGACUAAGCUGGACGAUGACCACGAUGAGCGAAGUGAAACGAAUGAAGAGAAGAAGAGGGCGAGAGGCCAGAACAAAAGUCGACCUCACGUGAAAUUUUCACACCUUGAGCAGCAACGGUUAUGUCCAUCAAUCACACAGGAAUGUGCCAGCAAAUGUUUUUUCACUGACAAAUGCAAGUUUUUGCAUGACAUUGAGAAAUACUUAUCGGGGAAGCAAGAAGAUAUUGGCCCUAAAUGCUACCUGUACGAGACUUUUGGUAAGUGCAUUUAUGGCAUUACUUGCCGUUUUGCUAAAUCACAUUUGGGCGAGGAUUUCAAAAACCUGAUCAAUGAGGAAUUGAUAAAGCAAUGGGAAGGAAAAGUUUUGGUAAAAAACAGUCUGGGCAAAGACCUGCAGCAGCAGUUACGAAAGAAGAAAGUUUCAUUCGAGAAAGCAGAGAAGUACUUGAAGCUUUUGAACAAGCCCCCAAACUCAAGGAACGUGGAAGACAAAGCUGAGGUUGGUCCUGCACCUCAGGGUGUCUCAGUGGGAUCUGCUACUACUGAAGGAGCUGACAUCAGUGUGCGCGCCGGCAAGAUCGAUACGGAGGGAACAACUGGUCUUCCUGCAAGUGAGAUCAGCACGGAGUCUCCGGGGCAAAUGACACAUGGUGGCCUGCGGGAAAAUGCUCGGGUGACGCUCGGAGCUGUAACGGAUGAGGAUAUUAUAAGACUCAGGCCAUGUGAGAAGAAAACCCUCGACUUCCGAAACAAACUGUAUCUAGCUCCAUUAACUACGUGCGGCAAUCUUCCAUUUAGAAGAGUAUGCAAACGCUAUGGAGCGGACAUCACAUGUGGAGAGAUGGCCAUGUGCACUAACCUGCUCCAGGGCAAGCCUUCAGAAUGGGCGCUGAUGAAGAGACAUCACUCCGAGGACCUGUUUGGUGUACAGCUAGAGGGCGCUUUCCCUGACACUAUGACCAAGUGUGCUGAGCUGCUUAACAGAACCAUCGAUGUGGACUUUGUCGAUAUUAAUGUCGGAUGUCCUAUAGAUCUGGUGUACAAGAAGGGUGGUGGCUGCGGCUUAAUGACUAGGACGAGGAAAUUUGAGGGAAUUGUGAAAGGAAUGAACUCUGUUCUAGAUGUGCCGCUGACUGUGAAGAUCAGAACUGGAGUUCAGGAAAAAGUCAAUCUAGCUCAUAAACUUAUUCCAGAGCUUCGGGAGUGGGGCGUUUCACUGGUUACACUUCACGGACGAUCCAGAGAGCAGCGUUACACAAAGCUUGCUGACUGGGAUUAUAUUAAUUAUUGUGCUAAAAUUGCCGACCCUCUUCCCUUGUUUGGUAGUGGAGACAUCUUCUCUUUUGAGGAUGCAAACCGCGCCAUGCAGACGGGCGUCUCUGGGGUCAUGCUGGCAAGAGGGGCACUUGUAAAGCCCUGGCUUUUCACGGAGAUAAAGGAGCAGCGGCAUUGGGACAUUUCCUCUUCGGAGAGGUUGGACAUCCUCCGGGAGUUCACUAACUACGGCCUGGAGCACUGGGGCGCAGACGCUCAGGGAGUGGAGAGAACGAGGCGGUUUAUGUUAGAGUGGCUCUCCUUCCUCUGCAGAUACAUUCCAGUUGGCUUAUUGGAACGUGUGCCUCAGAAGAUCAAUGAGAGGCCCCCCUACUACAUGGGAAGAGACUACGUGGAGACCUUAAUGGCGAGUCAGAACGUGACUGACUGGAUAAAGAUCAGUGAGAUGUUGUUGGGUCCCGUUCCGCAAAAUUUCACCUUCCUGCCGAAACACAAAGCCAACUCUUAUAAAUGAGACCUUUUGUAUUUGGAACACUUGCUCAUCCUUUUUUUUUUUAAAUAAAUGAUCUAUGAAAUGUG
This is a messenger RNA of Pseudophryne corroboree (corroboree frog), 2252 nucleotides long. It is a transcript of the gene DUS3L, whose product is annotated as dihydrouridine synthase 3 like. The coding region runs from base 169 to 2187 and encodes 672 amino acids. Gene Ontology annotation, molecular function: flavin adenine dinucleotide binding; RNA binding; tRNA dihydrouridine synthase activity. Lineage: Eukaryota; Metazoa; Chordata; Amphibia; Anura; Myobatrachidae. The record is from RefSeq and is a predicted model, not a curated record. The transcript has 14 exons. Gene Ontology annotation, biological process: tRNA processing.